CGGAAAUUCAAACUACCUCUCGUGUCGAAGGCCUCAACAGCAUUGUCAAACAUCUAUUAACAGCAAGUAGCAGUUUGUGUGAUCUUAUCGAUGCACUCAAUGCAAGACUUCAAGAUGAGACACAAUGGAAUCA
Messenger RNA from Ambispora gerdemannii, 133 nucleotides. NCBI's taxonomy places the organism in Eukaryota, Fungi, Glomeromycota, Glomeromycetes, Archaeosporales, Ambisporaceae. The record is from the annotation of a GenBank genome assembly.